GGCUGGCGUGUUGCUGCCUGCUGCUGCUGCUGCGUGGGUCAUUGUGCCGGCCGGCGUGCAGCACACUGCAGCACAGCGGUGCAGUGCGUGUUGUGCGGAGCUGCAUCCUCCUCCAGCCGGUCCGCGCCGUGGCCGUGGUGGACAGCCGUCGUCGCGCACGGAGUACUCGGAGGACUCGGAGCGGUGUCAGUGUGUGCCUGGCGGGCCUGGCGGUGUCGGGGCCCAACAGCGUUUCGGUGGGCGGAUGCCUGGCAGUCUGUGUCUCGUCAAGCCCCGUGUCACGCGUGCCAGUGUGUGAGUGUGUGUUCGCGCGUGUGACAGUGUGCGUGUGAGUGAGUGUGUGUCACACCUGUGCCAAGGAGAGCGCUUCGCCACCAGGAUGGCAGGAUUUUCGUCGCCGCUCCUCGUCCUCGUGCUGGCGCUGGCCGCCGUGGGCGCCAUGCCGCUGGACACGCCCGAGGCGGACGUCGAGUCGCCGGACAUCUUGGUGCUGAUGCCGUCCUCGCAGACGGACGCCCCUGCGGCCGCCACCGCGCCCAGGAUGCAGGGGAACGACACCGAGGACGCCGCCAACCUGAUCCCCGGGGCCGGCGACAUCAAAGUGCUGCCGGCGCCGCCCAGCCAGACCGCCGACAAGGACAAGACCCCCGAGCGCGAGGACGCCCCAGUCACGCCCAUCCCGCCGGCGGCUGAGAACACAUCAGCCGAAGCCGUCAAUAAGCCCGAGCCCUCCAGCAGCAGCACCGAGGCCGCGCCAUCCGAGGCAGGCCCGCGGCCCACUCAGCGAGUGGAGGAGGCGCCUGUCACCAUCAUGCCGGCAGAGAGCGUAACUACAGAGUCCGUGGACGAGGUCGAGCCGGUCCCCGCCAGGCACACGCCGCGGGCGGAGGAUGUGUCAGCCGAUGGCGUCCAGCGGGCAGGCGCAGGGCACCCCGUCAGCAGCACCGCCCCGCAGCCAGCCAAGGAGGUUCCUUCGACCGCCGUCCCGAUGGCGGGGGAGGACACCUCGGCGUCUACCGUCGCACCAGAUGGAGAGGAAGCGACCACGGUGUUGCCGGCCGAAACGGAAGGCGCCGUGACCACACCGGAGGCAGGGCAGGACGUUGCUGCGACCGCCAACCCCGAGGACGUGGACCCGAGCGAAACGACCACACCGUCAGUCGAGGACGCCGUGCUCACGACCACCGCCCCAGCGGCAGAGGACGACACUGCAACCACCGUGGCCCCCGUCAAGGAGGACGUCGCGGAGGCUCACAGCGAAGUCGGCGACCCGGCGCCCGAGGCGGACAAGCAGUCCGCUGUGUUCUCCACGGAGCUGCCGGCGCAGACCACCGGCAUGGACGCCGUGGCGAACGUGGUCGUGGACACGGUGCCCAGCACGGCGGUGCCCGAAGUGUCUGAAGGCCUGGACGCCGUCGCCGUGACGGUCGUGGUGGAGAACACGGACGCCAUGGUCACGGAGGCAGCCACGACGGAGGAGACAGCGCCACACCGCGACGUGGGUGAGGGCCGCGGCCGCGCCUUCGACCACGUCCUCGUGGCCGGCGCGGACCCCAGCCAGGAUCCGGCCGCCCAGCUAGUGUCCACCAGUCAAGCACCACUUCCGGCCAGCGAGGCGGCAGUUCUGGCAAGCAGCGAAGCACCGUCCAGCGAAGUGCCUCCUCCGGCCAGCGAAGCACCUGUAUCUAUAAGCGAAGCUCCACUUCCGGCCAGCGAAGCACCUGUCUCUACUAGCGAAGCUCCUCUUCCGGCCAGCGAAGUCUCACUUCCGGCCAGCGAGGCGGUGGUUCCGGCAAGCAGCGAAGCAACGCUCCCGUUCAGCGAAAUGCCUCCCCCAGCCAGAGAAGCAGCUCCUCCAGUCAGCGAAGCACCUGCGUCUUUCAGUGAUGGGCCACUUCCGGUGAGCGAAGCUUCACUUCCGGCCAGCGAAGAAGCGGCUAUUCAUGUUAGCGAAGGUCCACUUUCAUCGAGCGAAGCGCCCAUUCCGCUGACCAACGUGCCGGACAUUUCGGCCACUAAACAAAUAUCCGAGGAUCUGACCACAAGCGCCGUCCAGAACUCCGACCACACGGACGCCGCGGCGCCGCCGGCCGCUUCCAGCGAGGCCACCCCUGUGGUUUACCAUCCCGAGGAAACCAAGCCGAUUGGAGCCCCUGCGCCCCAGGUCGAGACCGCAGAACCCACAGACAACGAGUUGCCGAGCACGCCGUCCACCGCCACCAGCGCGACCGGGGCCGCGAGGAGCGUGACCCGCGGCGGCACGGCCCGGCCCAUCAACGAGGGCACGGAGGAGGCCGCGACCAAGGCCGCCGACGUGGAGGCCAGCGCCGUCAUCGGCAAGCCCACCCCGGCCUCCACCGGCACUGCGCGCGACGUCCUCAUCGACAGCCCGGACUGCCCCAAGAUGGAGGCGGACGCGCGCUUCAUCGUCAUCCUGGUGCUGCUGGCCGCGCUCAGCGUCCUCGGCGUGUCCGUCGUCGUGCUCGUCAUGAAGUUCCGCGUCAAGCCCGCCGCCAGACGAACCAUCAGCAUGUCGAUGUGCUGGUGCCUGCGGUGGGGCCGCGCGCGCAGGGCCACCAUCACGCCGCCCUUCGCGCACAACCACCACCAGCGCACGGAGGCGCAGGUUGGGGGGACGAAGGCCAACCCGAGGACGGGGAAGGGGACGGAGGACUACAACCUGGCCUCGGACGAGGACUGCCGGCGCGGCGAGCUGGCCGAGACACACGCGCAGCACACGCAGCAGGACAUGCCCACCUGGACCUUCUACGAGAAGGGCGUCAGCGCGGCCGGCCGAGCGCCCGCCGCCGCCGGGCCGCAGAGUCCGUCCAGCCCGGCGGACCGCAAGCAGGACAAGCAGGAGGACGAGGUGCUCAGCUCCAAAAUGUAAAUGGGCACCGGGAGAGAAAGGUACCCUGCGGAAGGGGUCGGAACGCCGCUCUCUUUUUCGGUGACUGAGGUGCGUGCGUGUUCGGAAAACGGAGGAGGCAGUCGGUGCGCAGUCCGCGGUCUGGGGAGAGGAGCCCGGAGCGCCUUGUGAUCAAUUUGAGCUGUGAAAGUUUUAAGACUUAUCACUUAACAUGUAACUUAUAAAUACGAUAGACCGAGUUACUUAUGACUUUGUGUGUAAUUUAUAUUUCGAGCGACGCACGAUGUGCGCACUAUUGUACAUUGUGAGAUUGAGUUUGUAGAUAGGUACCAUAGAUUUUAGUAAUUUUAUUUUGAAGCUAGUUACUUAUUUUACAAGAGCGUAAUGUACACAUUUUGACAAGAAAGCAGAUUUCUAUUUUUUAGUUUUUUUCUUUUUUUUUUCCAAACUUUGUUUGCAAAGUCAGCAUGGAAGUUCUGGUUUCGUUUGUUUUUAUUUCCUGUACACUUUGUUUUGUCUAACUGUCUUAUAUUAAGACAAAAGCGAUUGAAAAUAAGCUAAAUUAAGGAAAAUUUUUUUGUUGUUUUUUUUUAACUGAAAGUUUGAUUACAAAACGCUUUUUGAGAAGAGUAUACGUACGUGGUGGAGAAAACUGUACUCAAGAGAACCUACACUGUGCCACCUAAGCAAAGAACAAUGAUCACAGCAGAAACACAUACCUGUAGUUACCCUGGACAAUCUAUUCUGGGGAUAAUUAAGAGAAAAGCUUUAUUUUGUUGUUUUAUUUUUGUUUGUAUUUUUUGUCGAUUAAAACCUAUUCUAGUGAUAA
Molecule: messenger RNA, 3698 nt
Organism: Thrips palmi
Lineage: Eukaryota; Metazoa; Arthropoda; Insecta; Thysanoptera; Thripidae
Product: flocculation protein FLO11-like
Exons: 4
Coding region: 380-2890 (836 amino acids)
Source: RefSeq, a predicted model, not a curated record